AUGCGACACAAGGCAUCUUCUUCCAGUGGUCCUCUCGACAAUUGGUCACUCGUCAGCCCAAAGUCAAACUCUCCUCGUGCGACGGAUCCGUCAUUCCCCACAUACGAAGUGAUGAAUGGGACCGCAACCGACCUAUUGCUCUUCCCCACGAAGAUGCUUACUCCUGGCAAAGUCAAAACUAACAUCGGCAUGGCGCUGGUCGAAGGCAAUCGUGUCAGCUCUGCUGCCAUCGCAGAAGAGCUUCUCAUCACAAUCAAUGCUUCAAAUAGCCUGAAUGAACAUUUGCUCUAUGAAGACCGCCAAGAUAUCCUCAAGACACUUGCCAAAGUGCCUGGAGAGGCUCUCCUUCGUUUGGGAGAGAUAAUUCGCUGGCCGUCGGUGGUUCGAACUGUUUCUCAGCCCAAGGACAUGCAUUUCCUGAGCAGGUAUAUGGCAAUAAUCGGAUAUCUCACCUCAGAAGCUGUGAUCAAGUCUGCUAGCCUGGCCCAUGUGAAAGAGACGGCAUGUUCUUAUGCAAGUGCGCUCUAUGGCUUAGUGGAGAACAAUCUCGAGCAUGUCAUUACAGUCAUCGACGAAAAUGUCAAGGAUUGUAUGGACGCAAACAACUUCGACGAUCCCAAUUCCGAUCAGUACAUGAGACACAAAGUGGUCCAUAUCGUUUCUGGCGCUCAAGUUUUCAAACCAAUCGCUAUACUCUUUCUCGAAUAUUUCGAACGUUGUCGGGCGGCGACGACCUCUCACCCCGAGGUGGCCUCGUUCAUUGAUCGUUUGACCACUCAUUUUGAGGACUGGGCAGACCGGGUCAUGCGGGGUACCUUUCAAGACAGGCUGACCUCUCGCUUGCCUCAGGAGAAGAGCUUUUUCAUCAACAAGAUCCGCGGCGACCUUGACCUACUCGCUAAAGUUGCUAGCAGAUGCCUCAAACCCAAAGACGAACACGACUUUCCUAUGACUCAACCGUUCGUCCCAUCUCUCGGUGUGCUAGCUGGUCUGGCAAGAGAAUACGAAGGUCCCGGAGCGUUGUGUAGCACCGGUCCAAGACAUGACAACGAUCAUAUCUCUAUUGCUGACAUCCAAAUUCCGCCGACGACCGCCGAGCUGCUGUCCGAGGAGGAAGCAUAUCUGCCUGCUAAUCUCCCCGGAGCUCACCACCAUCUUCCCGAGGACUGCAUCGAGAAGAUCUUGGAUAUACAAUUUCGGCUGCUCCGGGCAGACGCUACAACGUCUCUGCGCACUGGUGUUAAGCUAGUCCUCAAAGAGCUUGAUCUGGGGCCGGAAGCCUACGCGGACUCGAAGGUCGCACGCCUCGUACGCGCCCGCGGAGGGCGAUACAAUGGGCAAACCACCGACUCAGAUUCGAUUCAUAAAUUCGGUCUUGUCGUUUACGUGCGCGGUGAUGCACCUCCAGGUCCGGCGAGAAGCCAUAAUCCCUCUGUCCGUAAGACCUUUUGGGAUCAAGGGAAGAGGCUGCAGAUGGGUGGUCUGGUUGCUUUGGUGCAUAAAGAGCUCGGAGUACCGGCCAGCAGCGUGGAUCAUCACGGCUCUUCUGGAAUCGAGUUCGGCCUCGCGUUCGUUGAUCCCGCGGAUGGCUUCCGAGCCGCUGAAGUGCUUCGACGUAGAGAAGAAAGUCGAAGUUCUACCCGACUUCUUCUGGAGUCGCCCGUCCUCUACGAAGCGGUCCGGCCCUUCCUGCAAGUGCUCAAAACGACCGACCCUCUUCGUCUCCCUUUAGCAGAAUAUAUCAAACACGGCGAUCUAAAAGAUAAGCAUAUUCAGCUGCCCGCCUACUCCGCCAUACCGGGUUUCAAGUGGGAUCUAUCGUGCAUGCUCAAGGACGGGUCUGAAGAAACUUGCAGCAUGGACCCUACGUCGCAGGUGUCAAUUGCGACAGCCAGGGAGAUACUGCAUGAGCAGGGCAAACUCGACCGGAGUCAAACGGAUGCGGUCCUAGAUUGUCUCGUGAGGGAAAUUGCGUUGAUACAAGGUCCUCCUGGCACUGGCAAGACUUUCACCGGAGUCGAGCUGCUUCGUCUGUUAUUCCACAACAAUGUUGGGCCUGUUGUCCUUCUGGCCUUUACGAAUCAUGCCCUGGAUCAUAUUUUGCGAGCUGCUCACGACAGUGGCGUGACAAAGGAUAUGCUUCGGCUGGGGUCAAGAAGCAAGGAUGAAGUUGUUUCGCAGUAUUCCCUGGAGACGCUCGAACACACGCAGCGAAAGACAUCCUUGCACACUGAGAAGAGCAAGUUCACUGGCCAAAUGAAGGACUUGGAGGCGCAAAUGAAACGAGUGUCCGAGAAUAUUACUCGAAGCGACGCAACGGAAGAACAAAUCAGGCACUAUCUCCAACAAGACCACCCAGCGCUCUUUGCCAGUAUCAAUAACCCCCCUGCAUACGUCCGAGCUUUAUAUAUCAACUCGGCUGAUCUUGACGGGUGGUCGACGGCAGGCAGGAAGCGCACAUCGCAAUCUUUGUGGGCCUUCUGGCAGGCCGGCCUCGAUCUCGAUCAUCUGCGAACUCUCAACGCUCCACCAGCAAAGAAGACAUUCGAUAACAAACCUAUCCCGACCAAUAGAUUCGAUGAACUCUCCGUUGCAGACUCCACUUCAGAGCCUUCCGAAUCAGAGGCAAUCGUGCCACAAAGUGAGGAAGAUGCCAGAUGGUCGUUCUUCUACACUCCGCCGGACGUUGAACACUGGGACGACUUUGACUCCGGCCAGUCGGACGUCGAUGCGGAUCUCAGCGACGUGUCGUCCCUCCUAGAGAUCGAUGACACAGUCUUGACGGAGGUAGAGGACACAUUCUUAACAGAGGCUCAGGCUCUCGGAGACAAGGACGCUUUUCUGGAAUUUUUCACUCUCACCGAGCUCCCCGGUAUUCCUACCGGUACUCGCCCCAUGGACGCUCUCCUGCAAUCGACCGACUGUUGGGGUUUCUCGUACGAGGAGCGCGUUCGCUUGGCUGACUGGCUUGGUCGUCGGGCAAAGAACGAUAUCGAUGAAGAAGCCCUGGAGGAAUUCCAAAGUUUGACCCACGAAGCCAGAGACAACAUCCGAGUGGCCUUACUCAACAAGGUCAAACUACUUGGAUCAACCACCACUGGUGCAGCCAAGCUACCGGCCGUGCUGAAAGGAUUUGCCCCGAAAGUGCUCGUCAUCGAGGAGGCGGGACAAGUUCUGGAAGCCCACGUACUGGCUACUCUAUUUCCAAGUAUUGAACACGUGAUAGCCAUCGGCGACCCUCUGCAGCUUCGUCCCAACGUGAACUGCUAUGGUGAAAACACUCUUUAUCCGCGACUCAUGGAUCAUGAACUUGUCACGCAGUACCCGGAUGUCCGCGGCAUGGGGAAGAACGUCUUUUUCCUUGAUCAUCGCAACCCCGAGAGCAAGGGGGGAGAUGAGGGAGCGAGCAAGUCUAACGACUAUGAGGUAUCCAUGGCGUGCGACCUCGCUCUGUAUUUCCUCAAGCAGGGAUCGUAUACGCGCGAAGGAGAUAUUGUUAUCUUGGCGCUGGCUGGUCGUCAUAUCACUGUCAUCAUGGACGAACGGGAUCAACGUGAGAUUGAUCGAAGGGUUGGCGAAGAAGAAGAUAGUGAGCCCGAAGUCAAGCAAGUGGCGGUCGCGCAUCAGGUGUUGCUUCGUACAGUUGAUAAUUUCCAAGGUGAAGAGGCCAAGAUUGUUAUCCUCUCGCUUGUCCGUAAUGCCGGCGAAGCAGAUAGUCUAACCCCCCAGACUAUCGGCUUCCUCAAGUCAAACAAUCGUGCCAAUGUGGCGUUGUCUCGGGCCAAACACGGUCUCUACAUCAUGGGCAAUGCUCCGCAGCUCGCAGCUAGAAGUUCGAUGUGGGAGACGAUUAUUGGCGAGCUUAGUGAGAGCGACUGCAUGGGGAAUGGUUGGCCUAUCGCAUGUGCAAGGCAUCCCGAGACAUUACGAUAUGCCUCCCAGCCGGGCCAGAUCCAGCAAUUAUCCCCAGAUGGCGGAUGUUUACUUCAAUGUGAGAUGUCGAUGCCCUGUGGCCAUCUCUGCAGACAAAAAAAUGUCGCAGCAGUUGCACCCGUCUACUCUCCUGCGGCCACCCAUGUCAGAAGAGGUGCUAUGAAGAUUGCGGCAAGUCUGCCAUGCGGUCACAUCGUGGACCUGCUCUGUUGGGAAACACGCUCUCUCGAUCACGUUAAAUGUCAUGAAAUGGUCUCGAAGAAGUUCGCCUCAUGCGAACAUUCUCGUAUCGUGAGAUGCGGAGACGACGUCAACAGCUAUCCAUGCAAAGCGAUCUGCGGUACGCCUACCGACUGCUGCGGCAGGAAUUGCAAAGCGGAUUGCUCGACCUGUCAAAGCCUUAACAAAGAUCUUCCUCGCCCGAAACUGUCUCACGGUCCUAUCGUCAAUCUGGCGGGCGAACCUCAAGAACCCUUCGAAGAUAUCAGUCGUCAACAUAUCCUUCGGCUGAAACACGCUUCGCAUCCUUGGCGAUUGUUCGACCAAACAUGUGCAUCCGCCGUGCAAAGAGGCAUGCUUGCAGUCUUGCUCGCAUCAAAGAUGCCGUGGAACAUGUCAAAGACCUUGCAAUCCAUGCAAAGAGCCCUGUAUGUGGCGGUGUGCACACGGCAAACAGUGCCAUCUCCCAUGCUCGAUGUCUGCGGCGAACCAUGCGCCCUGCAAGUUUGUCCCCAAUGUGCCGACGCAGAUCAACUUGACUCCAUUGUGGAUGUCAUCAUGCAGUCAACUCUAUCCAUGCUUUUGGACGAAGAUGAAAUGCCUCGACUCAUCACUUUGACCUGUGGACAUGUCUUCACCGUGGAGAGUUUGGAUGGCGUUGCCGGCCUUGGUGAUCACUACUCGACGGACCCGAGAUCUGGGGAAUAUACUAUGCCCAAACUCCCCGAACCUGGCUUCAAGGAACGUCCCCUUUGCCCAAACUGUCGGGGUCCCAUCUCUUCGCCUCGGUACAAUAGAGUCACUAAACGCGCCCUGAUCGACAUACAAGAACAACAUGCUAUCACCAACGCUGCACGAGACGUCUCACGUCUACGUCAAUCGGUAGCGAACAUUGACCUAGUGCAAAUGUGUCAGUCUGUCCCGCGAACAAUGAACGGCGUGAACAUCAACAAAAAUAUUGAACAACCAAACAUGCAACUCAUCAACCUACAGAUGUGUCUCGCGCCUGACGCCAUGAAUUGUGUCCCUUCUAAUAUAUUCUUCGAGGAGAUCAGCAAGUAUUUUUCUAUCACCGGACCGAUCGCUGUGGCAUGGAAGAAAACGGUAGAGGGUCCGAUGCUACUCUACAGGAACUUGGCGAGGAUGGUCAACAACGCACGUCUGCCGCAUGUCGCCGCCUACGAAGCUGCACUCACGUCCGCCUUCCAUGAAGAAAUGGAACUUUCCACGUCGGAGUCACCCAACACUGCAACGAUCCGCGACGCUACUCAGUCCGCAAUGUUGACUGCUCGAAGAAGAGUAGGGGCGCCCUUUCCUCGAGGUGAGGCGCGGUUCAAGAUCGAGGCCUUGUUGGAAAGUAUCAAAGUACGUCUCAAGCUGGCUCCUGUCGCCAAGUCUUUUGCCGACGCCAUUGGACGUGUUUCCCUCCCCGAUGGAACAUCUCGUCACCGACAGAAUUUGGCACGAAACAGAAAUGACUGUCAGUGGCGGUUUGGAGUAUUAUCGCUCACUUUGCUCCGAAGUGCCCGACGCGAUGCGUCUUUGGCGAUUCGUCUAUGUGAAGAAGCCGAAACUUGCCGACUCACUCUGUCUUCCGCGCUCAUCGUUCUCGAGACCAGUUUCCAAAUGGGUCGCUUUCAUGCGGAAGAAUACGUGUCUCGCAGUAUCUGGAAGAAUCCCACAGUUCGACAGGAAGCAACCGAGCAGGCAAUGCAAGCUCGGCAAGCGGCGGGGGAUAAGUUUAUCGAAGUCUACAACGAUAUGGUCGAUGGUGAGAGAGGAAAUGAUCAAUUACGAGAAUGGGCGAAGGAGAAGGUAUGGCCAAUGUAUAUGACAAUCAUGAAAGAAUGGUCUACAUUUGUGGAAACGUUGCGGACGGGAGUGUUCUACUCUCCUGUGAGCUCGGAGGAGAAAUUACAGAUAGCCCGAGCGGUAAUUGAGGCAUCGUGGCGUGAGUCUUUGGCUUCCCCCCUUGGUUGUUUCCAUGGUGUCAUCAUCGCCCCAUGCCCACGAGGACAUACAUUCACUAUCGGAGAAUGUGGACAAGCCAUGGAAGAGGCCAACUGUCCCGAUUGCGGAGAAAGGAUAGGGGGUGCUCAUCAUCAGUUGCUCGAGACGAAUAGGCGAGAUCAGGAGAUGGAAGACCUGGCAACGAGUGCGGGCGCAGAACGCAACCCUCAUGUCAAUGAUUAG
Molecule: messenger RNA, 6345 nt
Organism: Tremella mesenterica DSM 1558
Lineage: Eukaryota; Fungi; Basidiomycota; Tremellomycetes; Tremellales; Tremellaceae
Exons: 37
Coding region: 1-6345 (2114 amino acids)
Biological process (GO): regulatory ncRNA-mediated heterochromatin formation
Cellular component (GO): nuclear RNA-directed RNA polymerase complex
Molecular function (GO): helicase activity
Source: RefSeq, a predicted model, not a curated record